Aplysia californica (California sea hare) is the source of this 3021-nucleotide messenger RNA. RefSeq names its product poly-(ADP-ribose) polymerase I. NCBI's taxonomy places the organism in Eukaryota, Metazoa, Mollusca, Gastropoda, Aplysiida, Aplysiidae. Gene Ontology annotation, cellular component: nucleus. Gene Ontology annotation, molecular function: DNA binding; zinc ion binding; NAD binding. The record is from RefSeq and is marked validated.
UAUUCUUGUCGCCGUUGGCGCUUAUAUGGCAUUGGGAUUUCACAGCUGAAGUAGAUCAAGAAUCUAGUGUUUGGAAUAUCUUUGUUUUCUGUAGCGGUGAAAAUGUCGCACCACGAUUUACCAUUUCAAGCCGAAUAUGCCAAAAGUGGUCGCUCUGGGUGUAAAGCCUGCAAAGGGAACAUCGCCCAGGGUUCCCUUCGUCUUGCAGUUAUGGUACAGUCUCCUCACUUUGAUGGCAAGGUUCCUAACUGGUUUCAUUAUGCUUGCUUUUGGAAGAGGGCAAAGUGCCACAAUGCUGAUGAUAUUCAUAACAUUCACAGUCUAAGAUGGGAGGAUCAAGAGAAAAUCAAAGCACAAAUUGGAAAAGGAGGGGGAGGAGAUGAUGGUGGUGCUGCAUCGACUGAAGAUUUCAAUACUGAAUACGCUAAAUCUGGUAAAAGUCGCUGCAGAGGAUGUGAGGAGAAUAUUGCUAAGGAUAGCCUUCGCAUCAGCAAGAAGGAAUAUGAAUCUCAGAGAGCCAAGAUGUACGGACCCCAGGACUUGUGGCAUCAUGUUGACUGCUUUGUGGACAAACGAGACGAGCUUGGCUUUACUGAACAGUCAGACCCUUCAAUAAUCAAAGGAUUUGCCAAACUCAAGCCAGAGGACAAAGAAUUGCUCUAUGCCAAACUUGGCAAGGGGAAAAAGGCGGAAAAACGCAAAGGAGAUGACAAGAAAGACGCUGGUGGGAAAAAGGCAAAGAAGGAAGAAACGGAAGAAGAAAAGACGUUGAAGGAGCAGAGCAAGUUGCUGUGGGAGUACCGUGACAAGCUCUCCAAAGAUGUCUCCAACAAUGCCAUGAAACUGUUGCUAGAGCUGAAUGGUCAAAGUAUUCCGUCAGGAGAAAGCAAAGUAUUGGAUACUGUUGCUGAUUGCCUUGCCUUUGGAUCCUUGGAUAAAUGCCUUGAGUGCAAAGAUGGGCAGUUGUACUAUACAGCUGAAGGCUACAAAUGUUCAGGGAAUGUGACCGAGUGGACCAAAUGUAUGAACACCACAAAAGUGCCCAAACGAAGAGCUUUUAAAGUCCCCAAAGAAUUCCAUGAUGUUCCAUUCUUGAAGAGCUACAAGUACGUCAAAAGAGAACGGGCAUUCCCUCAGCUAUCUGUGGCUUCCUCUUCUGGUGUGGUCAGCUCCUCUCUAGACUCUGUGGAUGGACUAAGUAGUGAAAAACCGCUGCAAGACUUGAAGUUUGUCAUUCAAGGGAAGCUGGGGAAGAGCAAAGCUCAAGUGACCAGUGACAUCUCCAAGAAGGGAGGCGUGGUAGUGACAAAGGUGGACAAAAAAGUGGCGGCUGUCAUCAGCAACAAAGAUGAAGUCAAGAAAAAAGGUAAAGUGAUCAAAGAGGCAGAGGAAAAUGAGGUACAUGUGAUUAGUGAGGACUUCUUGGAGGCUUGCCAGAAGGGAAAUGUGGCGAAACUGAUUGCUGAGCACAGCAUUGCUACCUGGGGCUCCAAUGUUGAGAAGAGAAUUGGCCAGAGACCAAUGAAGAGUGCACCAAAGAGUGGCAUGACUGCCAAGGAAGAGGAAAGAUACACCAAGAGUGUACCGGCCAAGGUGAAAAUGAUGGUGAAGGGUGGCGCUGCCGUGGACCCUGACUCUGAACUGGCAGAAAAAGCUCAUGUGGUGCAGGAGGGCAAUGAGCCACUGACUGCUGUGUUGGGGCUGGUGGACAUUGCCAGGGGAACCAACUCCUUUUACAAACUUCAGGCUCUGGAGGGGGACAACAAGAUGAGCUGGUGGUUGUUCAGGGCCUGGGGCCGAGUGGGCACCACAAUUGGUGGGAACAAAGUGGAACGUUGUGGUUCUUUGGCCUCCGUCAUUCGCAAUUUCAAAGAGAUGUACGGAGAGAAGACAGGGAAUGACUGGGCGGAUAGGAAGAAUUUCCAGAAGAUUCCGAACAAGUUUUAUCCCUUGGAGAUUGACUAUGGCCAGGAUGAAGAAGACAUCAAGAAGCUGGAUCUGGCAUCCUCAAAAUCAUCUCUGCCGAAGAAUGUGCAGGAUCUCAUCUGCAUGAUCUUUGACGUGGAAAGCAUGAAAAAAGCCAUGUUGGAGUUUGAGAUUGACAUGAAGAAGAUGCCCCUUGGGAAGCUCUCUAAGAGACAGAUUCAGUCAGCUUAUUCGGUCUUGACAGAGCUGCAAAGGUUCAUUGAAAAUGAAGGGACACAGACGCAGUUUGUCGACGCUACCAACAGAUUCUACACUGCAAUCCCUCACGACUUUGGUAUGAAGAAACCGCCUUUGCUGGACACAGCAGAAGUCAUAAAGCAAAAGACUGACAUGCUUGACAACUUGCUUGAAAUUGAAGUGGCCUACUCGCUGUUGAAAGGAGGGGACGAAGGGGAAGAUCCGAUCACUUCCCACUACAAGAAACUCAAAUGCAAGAUGGAGAACAAAAGUAUUCUUCACCAUCACAGAUUCAUUGUUUACGACACAGCUCAGAUCAACAUGAAGUACCUUUUCAAGAUGAAAUUCAACUACAGGUGGUAGGAGCUGCCUCACAGGGUUAGGGGAAGUCUGCACUUGAACGAUGAGAGGAGACCUGCACUGAGGAAAGAGCCAAGGAAAACAUACAUAAUGCUUGGAUUAUGACUGUGAAUACUAAUGUUGUAUCGAUACAACUGAAAUUAACCGGUGUCUGCGGUGUAGUGGUUAGGCACUUCUAGAAAAUCCAAAUUUGAUUCCUGCUUAAAGAACUUUUUUUAUAGGGUAUCUUGGUCUUUCUGCUGAGACAUUGCAUCCUUCUCUGCCCAGGUUGGCCCAGACAGGCAGGGUCGAAGCCCACCUCCUAAAUGAUUUGAAUUGUGUUUGGGGGGGGGGUGAUGUGCAUGCCUUGUUUUUAUUCCAAAUUGAGAAAUUUCAUUUCUGUUUCUAAAAAUGCAUGUUUACAGUCUUUCUUCUGUAUAUUCCAUGUUGAUAAAGAGUAGCACUUGAUGAACAUUAUAUGCUUAUUGUUUUUCUUUAAAUAGAUAUCAUAAUGACUUA